AUGUGGAGCCCCCCAGGAGCGGAGAGCCCGGUGGGGUGUCCUCUCCUUCGCUCUGCCUCCGCGCCUCCUGAGACUGAGAGCCCGCUGUACUGGGGGUCCGGGAGGGGGGACCCCAGUCCUCCCGCGAUUCCGCUAGUUCCCCAGGGCUGCGUCUCGAAGGGGGCGCAGUGCGCCGGGGGAUCGGAGGCGGAUUAUGGGGUUGGAGCGGGGCCCUGCACACGCAGGGAGAUGGGUUUACCCCCCCGGAAGCCCGGGGGCCGGGGCGUCCCAGCCCCCGCUGACUUUAAUGAGCUUAAUCGGGCCGCUUUGCCACUGUUCUCGGUCCUGAUGGUGCUUGACGCGGGCCCGACAGCCAGACAGCAGCCCCCUGGGCAGGGCGACCGUGAGUCGGAGCCAAGCGCAGGAGAAAUGGCAGCUAUCUGCUAUGUGCUGUACGGGGAGCGGAUAGGGCUGCUGUCUGACCCUCCCAGUCCGGAGGCUCAGUGCUUCAUCUUGGCGGUGGAGCAGAUGCUGGAGACCACAUUGCCCCUGCUGUACCUGCCCCCCAGCCUGCUGCCCCUCCUGCGCUCCUCCAUGUGGAAGAAGCACCUGGAGGCCUGGGACCACAUCUUCAGCCACGCGGACUCCCGUAUCCAGCAGUCAUACCAGCGAUUGCGGGGGGGCAGUGUGUCCAGGGGACAGUUCCUGGGGGUCCUGGGGGCGCUGAUGGGGGGAGGACAGCUGUCCCUGGAGCUUGUCAAGGCCAACAUCACUGAACUGAUGGUUGGGGGGAUCGACACGACUGCAGUGCCUCUACAGUUUGCCUUGUUUGAGCUGGCCCGUAACCCUUCAGUGCAGGAAGCAGUGAGGAGACAAGUGCAGUUCUCCUGGGCUCAGGCAGGGGGCGAUGUGGCGCAAGCUUUGCAGGGGGCUCCACUGCUGAAGGGCACAGUCAAGGAGACACUCAGAUUAUAUCCAGUGGGCAUCACAGUCCAACGGUAUCCUGUCAAGGACAUCGUCCUUCAGAACUACCACAUACCUGCUGGGGUGAGCAGGCAGCUACAACAGCUGGCGUUCGGGUUCGGGUCGCGACAGUGCGUGGGUCGCCGCAUCGCAGAGAACGAGAUGCAGCUCUUCCUGCUACACAUUCUGCGGAAUUUCCGUCUGGAAGUGUCGUCUACUGCUGACAUCAACACCAAGUACACCCUGAUCCUGCAGCCAGAGAAACCCCCCCAAAUCACCUUCACCCUACUGUGACCUCACACUGAACCCCCAAAUCACCUUCACCCUACUGUGACCCCACACUGAACCCCCAAAUCCCAUUCACCCAGCUGUGACCCCACACUGAACCUCCAAAUCGCCAUCACCCCACUGUGAGCUCACACCAAACCCCCAAAUCACCAUCACCCAGCCUUGACCUCACACUGAACCCCCAAAGCACCUUCACCCAGCCUUGAGCUCACACUGAACCUCCAAAUCACCUUCACCCUACUGUGACCCCACACUGAACCCCCAAAUCACCUUCACCCAGCCUUGACCUCACACCGAACCCUGAAAUCACCCUGCUGUGACGUCAGCACAGAGACUGAGAAUCCUACUGUGUUUGGGGGUGCUGGCGAUGUGCUCUGUCCAGACUGGUCCAGUAUAAUAAACGCUGAUCAGCAGA
Messenger RNA from Lepisosteus oculatus (spotted gar), 1645 nucleotides. The record is from RefSeq and is a predicted model, not a curated record. NCBI's taxonomy places the organism in Eukaryota, Metazoa, Chordata, Actinopteri, Semionotiformes, Lepisosteidae.